This is a messenger RNA of Penicillium oxalicum, 477 nucleotides long. Its product is annotated as NUDIX hydrolase. The transcript is spliced from 2 exons. The record is from RefSeq and is a predicted model, not a curated record. Bases 1 to 477 code for a protein of 158 amino acids. Gene Ontology annotation, molecular function: endopolyphosphatase activity; bis(5'-adenosyl)-pentaphosphatase activity; bis(5'-adenosyl)-hexaphosphatase activity. Gene Ontology annotation, biological process: diphosphoinositol polyphosphate metabolic process; adenosine 5'-(hexahydrogen pentaphosphate) catabolic process; diadenosine hexaphosphate catabolic process. NCBI's taxonomy places the organism in Eukaryota, Fungi, Ascomycota, Eurotiomycetes, Eurotiales, Aspergillaceae. Gene Ontology annotation, cellular component: cytoplasm; nucleus.
AUGGCCCAAAAUCGGUCCAUGGAGUCCCGUGUCGGGCGGAAGAACCAACGCUACGGCUCCAAAGGCGAACGUCUCGUGGCCGGCGUGGUGCCCCUCUCCGCCGACAAGACCAAAGUCCUCAUGAUUCAAUCGGCCGGUCCCGGCGGUUGGGUGCUCCCCAAGGGAGGGUGGGAGCUCGAUGAGUCCACCGCGGCGCAAGCGGCUUGUCGUGAAGCCUGGGAAGAAGCAGGAGUCAUUUGCACGGUGCUCCGGGAUCUUGGCUUAAUACCCGACAUGCGCCCCUCCGGCCUGUUGACCACACAAGCGCCCAAGGCCUCGUAUCAGUUCUUCGAGGUCAGCGUCGAUAAAGAGGAGUCUGAGUGGCCAGAGAUGCACAAAAGGAAACGACAGUGGGUGAGCUACGCCCAGGCCGCCACUGCCUUGGCCAACCGACCCGAGUUGCUGGAGGCCUUGAAACGCAGCUCUCUGAAGCGAUAG